Molecule: messenger RNA, 5543 nt
Organism: Acanthopagrus latus (yellowfin seabream)
Lineage: Eukaryota; Metazoa; Chordata; Actinopteri; Spariformes; Sparidae
Gene: bag6l
Product: BCL2 associated athanogene 6, like
Exons: 25
Coding region: 587-4162 (1191 amino acids)
Cellular component (GO): BAT3 complex
Molecular function (GO): polyubiquitin modification-dependent protein binding; misfolded protein binding
Source: RefSeq, a predicted model, not a curated record
AGUGUUAAGAAAACGUUAGAAGAAGAAGAAGAAGAAGAAGAAGAAGAAGAAGAAGAAGAAGAAGACUGAAUUACUAACUGUUUAAUAUAUUUGUUUACUUUUAUGUACAUAGAGCAGAUGUUGUACCGAUACUGAGGUGGCAGUAGAUAUAAUUAACAUGUUCAUAUGUUCGGACGCUUUAUAAAUGAACGCAAUACCUAAACAUAGUAUAUUAUGUCUAUGUACCUAAACACCAAAAGCGCUCAGGCAUGGAAUAGACGCUUCUCUCUACGUCACUUGGGGUCCUUUGACGUUGCAUUCAAGAGCCGUGUUUAUUUGGAAAUAUUAAGCUAGCCGGCUAACGGAUAAACCUGAAUGCGCUCGGUCAGAGUUUAGUAAGGGAUACAAUCUCCCAGGCUGUGGUGUGCCUCGGGGAACUUUAAAUCCGAAGCAAUACCUCUGACUGGGUUUUCGCUGAACGUGGACAAACACCCCCCCCAAGCUAGUUAGCACUGUUAGCCUCCCGGUAACUGGGGUUAGCUAACGUUAGUUGGCUGGCUAAUAAUAACAAGGCUCUGGAGCUGUCGGUAACCAGUCAUUCUGGAAUAUGGAAUCCAGCGGCAUGAUUGAAGUCACUGUGAAGACUUUGGACUCCCAGACAAGGAGCUAUACAGUCAGAGGCGAGCUGACAGUGAAGCAGUUCAAGGAGCACAUAGCAUCAUCAGUGGAGAUCCCUGUAGACAAGCAGAGGCUCAUCUACCAAGGGAGAGUGCUGCAGGAUGACAGAACGCUGACUGAGUACAAUGUGGAUGGGAAGGUGAUCCACCUGGUGGAGCGUGCCCCACCUCAGGCGAGCAUAUCUGGCUCUGGAGGUGCAGGUGCUUCUGCCACGGGAGUAGAGGGGGGAAGCAUCAGCAGCAGCCACGUCUCCACCUCCUCCCAGGGUGCACCACAUGACCGCAAUGGCAACAGUUACGUCAUGUUGGGGACCUUCAACCUGCCCGUCAACAUAAUGGACCCUCAGCAGAUACAGAUGUCUGUUCAGCAGAUGAUGGCUGGAGUUGGUGAGGCUGGAAGGAAUGCCAGGGUCAGCACCAGCUCUGGGAACAAUGGCUCAGUGGACGUGCAGAUCAACUUGGACCAGUCAAUGCAGAGUGAGCCCAGGAUGAGGCUGCAGCUGGCUGAGAACCUGCUCAGGGAUGCCUGCUCUUUGAUCCACAGGUUGGAGGGGGUCUCCAGUGACAGUAGCUCCCAUUCACAACCAGAGGUACCUCAGUCCUCUUCAUCGCCACUGCCCUCUUCCUCCUCGGCUCGAGGGGAGGCAUUACAACCCAUGGACACCAACUCUCCUUCUGCUCCAUCAUCCUCCACCUCCACCCAGACUGAGGGACCAGUCAACCCCGGACCCAAUCACCCGAGUCCUGCAGAGUUUGUGGAGGUUCUCUCUGAGGUCAGAAGGGUGGAGGAGAGGUUACGUCCCUUCAUAGAGAGGACCCACUCAAUUCUCGGAGCAGCCACCUCGGCAGACUACAACAACAAUACCCAAGAAAGAGAAGAAGACCAGCGCAUUCUCAACUUGGUUGGAGAUGCUCUGCGUCUCCUUGGCAACACUUUGGUUGUCCUCAGUGACCUGCGUUGUAACCUUGCAACCUCUCCUCCACGUCACCUGUAUGUGGUUCGCCCCAUGGCUCACUACACCCACCCGGUCCUGCUCCAGUCUGGUCUACCACACAUGCCCAUCCCAUUAAACUUGGGGACAACAGUGACCAUGACAUCUAAUGGGAGACAGACUGAAGGACAGCAUCAAUCGCCUCAGGGUGCUGGCCAAUCAGAUCAGCAGGCUACAGGCCAGGCUCCGCCUCUUCAAUCAAAUGGGGCCACUCAUCAACAAGGUCAGGGAGGACCCCGGGUGAUCCGAAUCACCCACCAGACCAUGGAGCCGGUGGUCAUGAUGCAGAUGAACAUAGAUGGUGAGUCAGCUGCUGGCUCCCAAGUUACAGGACAGCCAAAUGUUGCAGGUCCUGGACAGCCUGGGGUAACACCUGUCCACUUGCCAGGAUUGCCCCCUGAGUUCAUGCAGGCCAUUGUGCACCAGAUCUCUCACCAAGCUGCUGCCAUGGCUGCUGCAGCCUCAGCAAACCACUCAGCACAGGCGAUGUCCGGCCCUGGUACAACACCAGGCGCAGAGGGAACUGCUUACCCACAACCCCCCCACCCUGCUCAGGCCAGGGUUGUCAUCACUAGACCAUCCUUCUCCCCCCGCGUCCCUCAGCCCGUAGACACCAGGGGAACCACCAUCAACCUGAGGGCUACAGUACCCACAGCUGGCCAGCAGCCAGGACAGGGCACACCUCUGGCUCCCUCCUCCCUCAGCCAGAUGAUCAGUGGUCUUGUUGGACAGCUCCUGAUGCCGGGGCAGCCAGGUGAGGCCAUGUCUACCAUCUCUUCAACCAGCUCUCAGUCCUCCUUUUCUACCUCGUCCUCAUCUGAUUCCUCCACCAUCUCUCCUCCCUCUUCCUCUGCCAACACAUCUGGACAAACUUCCACCCGCACCACCAGUACUGCCUCCGUGGGUCAGCCAGGAGAGGGUAGUCCUGAGGGAAAUCUGGCCCAACUCCUGGGCUCUCUGCUGGGAUCAGCCGGGCCGGGAGGCUCUGGACCAGCUCCCUCGAUCACAGUGACAUUGCCAGGGGUGCCCGGCUUCUUCCAGGGCUUGUCAGACUUCGCACAACCACCUGUCAGUGGCCCUGGCGCUCCGGCGCCCCCUCAGUGCACCGGUCCUACCCCACCUCAGGCUGCAAGCGGCACGGGUCGAGACUCAUUGAGUCCCGAACUGUUCACCGGGAUCGUGCAGGGAGUGCUGUCCACCAUGAUGAGCUCUCUUGGGGCACAGCAGGGCAGUGGAGAGAGCAUCGCCCAGUUCAUCCAGAGACUGUCCCAGACCAGCAACCUGUUCACUCCAGGCUCUGGAGAUGCUGUUGGGUUCUUUGGUGACCUGCUGUCCCUGGUGUGUCAGAGCUUCUCUAUGGUAGAUAUGGUGCUGUUGCUUCAUGGGAAUGCUCAGCCUCUAAGCCGCAUUCAACCUCAGCUCACUGAUUUCUUCACUGAACACUACCUCCAGGGCAGGGAGCCCACUGAUGCUAACAUAGCUUCGGCGGCUGAGGACCUCAUCAACGGACUGGAGGAGUACAUAGCUGAGAGCUUUGCCACAGUGACAGUGCGAGAGGGAGUGGACAUCGUUCAGACCAACUUGUCUUUCCUCAGACAGCAGUUCACACAGAUGGCCACUCACAUCCUGCGCUGCAACAAUCAGACGUUUGGCCCCCGUCUGCUGCUGCUGUGCACUCAGGGUCUGUUUGAGUGUCUGGCUCUAAACCUGUACUGCCUCGGAGGGGAACAGAGAGCUUUGACUGCAGUCAUCAACCACCGCAUUAGGAGGAUGUCUGCAGAAGUCAAUCCCAGUCUGGUCAACUGGCUAACCAGUAUGAUGUCUAUGAGGCUGAACGUCAUUCUGGAACACAACCCAGUUACCGAGGACCAAAUCCAACACUUCGUCAUCCAUACACAGGGGCAGAUGAACCAGAGGACAGAGGCUGAGGUGGAACCACCAUCAGAGAGUCUCAAUGCAGAGAUGGAGGAGAGUUUGUCUCCAGCUCCGGCCACCACAGCGGAGGAGGCCAUGGCUUCAUCGGGUGACCGUGGAGAGAGAGGAGCGUCUCCUGGAGAGAACUCUGCUUCGUCAGGGGACACUCAGUGUCCUGCUGUGGCCCCAGCAAGACGGGAGGAGGCAGCCCCUGAGGUGGAGCAAUGGGCAGCAGCUGUUCCACCUGAAUGGGUUCCCAUCAUCAGACAUGACAUGCUGUCUCAGAGGAAGAUUAAAGCCCAGCCACCACUCUCUGACGCCUACCUGCACGGGAUGCCUGCCAAGAGGAGGAAGACAACCCAGUGUGAAGGCCCACACCUGUCCCUGUCGGACGCAGUGAAUCGAGCUGCACGUGCUGCAGGAGUGCUGCCCGUCACUGCGCCAAAUAGCCUGCAGGUGGAGCUGGAGAGGCCAGAGCUGCAGGAAGCAUACGCCAAACAGGUAAAAAGUGACAUUAAAGAGCGAGUGAGAGACGAUCCAGACUACAACGCCCAGAGGUUCCCCAACACACACCAAGCUUUCUCUAUAGAGGAAUACUAGUCAUCCGUGGCCGUGUGCCACAGAGGAGCAACGUUAGGUCCGGAACAAGAUCUGUACUCACUACCUGCAGCAUGGAACUCUAGUUCAUGUAGUGUUUUAACAUCCCAUUAUAAACAUGGCCUGAAGGACAAGAGCUACUGACUUCACUGAAUGAUUCCUCUUCCUCAGAGUGUGACAUGUGCUGUGGUUUAUUUUGAAUGGAAAAUCCUGCGGAGUCCGGACCCCCCCUAUGGCUCGUGGCUUCAGGAACUGUGAGCUUACUUGAGUCACCCCAUGCUAAAACAUUCCCUUUGCUCUCAAAAAGAGGCUAAGAAUGGAAUCAGUUAGUGAAGUGUCAAAAGUACCAAACAUCUGAUACCAGACAAGAAUCUGACAACAGCAGGUCAGAGCAGAAGAGGACUGGGCCACAGGAAAAAAACAAUCUGGAUUAGGAAUCAAUCCAGCUCUGUAGGUCUGAAGCAGCUUGAGAUAUGUCCAAGGGCUGAAGAGGCAAUGGAGUUGUAAUGUUCUGACAAACUGCUGAAAUGUGAAAAAAAAGUAAAUACCAGGAGUUGAAAUGUUGCAAUAAGAGAAUAAAGAAAAAUAGACGUAAUUAGAACAAGUUGAAAUGUUACUUGAAUUUCCAGAAUAAAGUCAUAAUAUCAUGAGAAAAAUAUUUAUUGUCUGUCGUAGUUAACAGUGGUUCUGCCAAACCUCAGUCUCUUUUGCAAGGAAAAAUACUAGCUAUAAAUAUGUAUAUGGGCUGGGAAAUGUUAAAACAUGCAUAUGCUCUGUAAUCAUAUGAAACGUUGUAUCCUUUGUAACCUUUUUCUCAAAAUACUAUGACUAUAUUCUCAGAAAAUUAUGGCAUUAUUCUUGCUUUAUUCUAACUUUGUCUUGAAAAUAUCAUGUUUUUGUUUCGCAGCAGUGACGUCCUGAUAAUCCAUCGUACUGAUCAUUUCUAUCCAAUGUUGCAAAUGUAGUUGCUCUAUAUGUCUGCAGAACCGUAUAUGAGUGCAAAUUGUACAUAGAAAACGGGCAGUGAGUGAUGUCAUAGAGCUUUGUCACUGUCAAUCAGGUAACCAACAGGUGUUGAUUGCCAUGGCAUCUGAUUUUUUCAUUUUCAGCGUCAUGUAUAAUGGAUAUCACCAAGGUAAUUCGUUUAUGUUUGCAUUUUAGGGCAUUAUCUUUAUCAGUGACACCGGUGUGUAUUUAAACAGGAAACUUCAGUGAUAUUGUCUGACCGUGUGUUCAGCUGUCUAUAAUAAUCUACCACAGUGUGAUCAGACUAUGGUGAUGGCAGUAGUCUGUGAUGUUUGUCUGCAGACACAAGAGGUUUGUCAACCCGUGAAUGGUUAUUCUGCACUUGUUGACUUCACUGAAAUAAAUUAACUUAACAAUG